AUGGAGGGGCUUUGGAGGACGCUGGUUGAUGCCCAUUUGGAGGUUUUGAAUGCGACAGGGUGGGGCGCGCUGCUGGAUGGACUGGCGACGUCAUGGAGUGAGGGCGGAAGCGGCAUGUUGCAUCUCAUGUACCAGCAGGCCAGCAAUUUUGUGGCGGCGGUUAACUGGUCCGAGCCAUUCUUCACGUACCUCGCGUUGUUUCACUUAGUUGUCAUUGCUCUGGUGUUAGCGCUCACCUGGCGUGCGUCGGCGGAGCGUAUAUUUGUAGUGGAUGCUCUUGUCCUUUUACUCGGCUGGUGCUCGUCGCACAUCAACGAAUUUGGACGAUCGCAUGCGUCGGCGAUAUUUGUGGAAAAAGGAGUGAACUACUUUGACCGCGGGGGCCUGUUUAUUAGUGUGGUGUACUGGUGUCCGCUUUUUCUCGUUGCCCUGCUUCUGCAGGGACGCCUUCUCGUGCAGAUGUUGAGGUUGAUGAUUGUAACAAAGCGAAAACAGCUGCAGAAGGAAAUGAAGGAAAGGGUCGCCGCCGCCGUCGGAGGGGGAGAAGGAGCGGGGAUAAAGACUUCUUCUACUGGUGCUACAGGGAAGACAUCUACUGAAACGAAGAAGAAGAAUUGA
Trypanosoma rangeli is the source of this 618-nucleotide messenger RNA. RefSeq lists its product as uncharacterized. The record is from RefSeq and is a predicted model, not a curated record. The coding region runs from base 1 to 618 and encodes 205 amino acids. The transcript has a single exon. Lineage: Eukaryota; Euglenozoa; Kinetoplastea; Trypanosomatida; Trypanosomatidae.